Pleuronectes platessa (European plaice) is the source of this 1091-nucleotide messenger RNA. RefSeq names its product C1D nuclear receptor corepressor (gene c1d). The record is from RefSeq and is a predicted model, not a curated record. NCBI's taxonomy places the organism in Eukaryota, Metazoa, Chordata, Actinopteri, Pleuronectiformes, Pleuronectidae. Gene Ontology annotation, cellular component: nucleolus; exosome (RNase complex). The coding region runs from base 62 to 523 and encodes 153 amino acids. The transcript has 5 exons. Gene Ontology annotation, biological process: maturation of 5.8S rRNA; regulation of gene expression. Gene Ontology annotation, molecular function: DNA binding; RNA binding.
AACUAUCUUCUUGGUGUUACGUCACUUCCUCUCCUCAGCUUGCAGCGUGUUAAAAGGGACAAUGGCCGCAGAGACGGAGGACUACCCGCAGGAGAUCGACGAGCAGCUCACGGGCUUCGACGCCUCCGCCACGUCGGUCAAAACCAUGUUGGAGCAGCUGAUGUCCAUGAACAAGGGCGACCUCGAGCAGAAGCUGGAUCCUUUGGAUCAAGCCAAACUGGACCUGAUGUCCACCUACACCCUGAAUUCAUUAUUCUGGAUGUACUUGGUCACAAAAGGGGUAAAUCCCAGGGAACAUGGAAUCAAGCAGGAGUUGGAGCGAAUAAGGACAUACAUGAACCGAGUGAAGGAGAUCGGUGACAGGAAGAAAGCCGCCCGUCUGGAUAAGGGAGCGGCCAAUCGGUUUCUCAGGAACGCUCUUUAUGAUGCAGAUGAGAAAGAUUCUAGAAAGAAAGCCGUCUACAAGAAAAUGGCCGGAGCAGCAUCUGACAGCCCGAGGUCAAGGCGUCCGAAGCAGAGGUGAAGAGUGGAGGAGUGGUACGGUCUGGUUCCAUUACGGUUUGUACCACUGUCUGGGCAUCGAACACUUGAUAUGUUGGAUUGCUCACCAGAAAGGAUCCUACGAUGGAGUCAGAUCAUUGGUCGUUGGUUUCCUGCAGCGCUCAGUGAAUGUUGCCAACACAUCAUCCGGGUUAUCUGAACAAAUUCCAGGACAAUGAUCCACGCAGCUGCUCUAGAACUCGAUGGAUAUGAUGGUGUAAUAUUUUUGUAGUGUUACGUCAUCACUGAGUUGUGUAUGUGGAGUUCUCUUAAAAGUUUUAUUUGAAAAGACAAUAAAUCAUUAAUUAGGUCCAUGCAGGUAUUGAAAUAUCAUCUUAGAUUAUGUUUCUUUUAUACGAAGGAGAAUUGAUCAUCAAACCUGUGUAUUUUUAAAGUGAUUCUAUGAAUCACGAGUCAGAUUUCACCUGUUUUUACACUCGUCUUUUUUUCAAACUAAAUUCUGAAUCUAAAGUCAGUGAUGUAAUUUUACUAAAAUUGACUUUUGCUGAAAAAUACAAAUAAAAAACUGACGUUUGAGUUUUUUUAUGCUG